AUGGCUACAGCUGAAGGGCCUGCGCGGGCACAUGACCGCAACGGGCGUCGCCACCCCUUCUCCAGCUGGAUGAAGCGAUUGGCUAGCCUGAAAAGCUCUUCUGAAUCCUCGAAUCGUUGGUCUCACAAGCGACACGCGGCUACGAAGGCCAAGAAGAACGGAGGAGGAAACAACCCCUACCCGCUGUCUGGGACCGUCAAUCGUCAGGCAGGAAAUCCCAACCCAAACGACUCAUACCCGGAAGUUGGAGAAGGGCAAACCUCUCGUUCGCGAAGCGAUCCUUCCUUCUUUUACUCCAGCUACGAACAUCCAGUCCCCGCGACGAGCGCCAAGUCGAACGCCCCUACCAUUUCCACGAACGGUGACACCGCGAUUUCGGAUGCCGGGUAUUCCAAGGCGGGCACACUGGCAACUGGUGGAGGGGGCAUUAGCACGCACGAUGGAGGCGAAGGCAGCACAUUUUCAUCUCCUGCACCGUCUGUCCGAUCCUUGGCAACCACCUUGACCACCGUGCAGUCCGCGGCACCCUCCACCCAGCUAUACCCCACGCAGAACACGCAACAGGGGCAUGCACAUGGAAGUUCAACGCAAAGCUCCGGGACCCAGCAGGUUCAAUUCUCGCACCAGUUCCCUAUCUCAUCCUCGCCCGCCACGGCGUUGCCCGGGCACCUGAUAACCCAUAGCCAUACCUACAACACGGCGACCGCAAACAAUGUCUUGACCGAUAAUGCAUCCAUCCUCACAUUGGCCAGCUCUUCCAAGCGCCGUCGCCGAAAUUCCCUGGACACCAAUGCUUCAGUCCGUGCGCUCGCACCCUCGUCGAUCUUCGGCGGCAGUCGCGAAAGCUUGCCUCUAAGUGUUCUCAGUGGAAACGUGGCAGAGCCGUCCAAUUCCUCUGCCUUCAAUGCACAGGGUGUUCUGAGCCGCCCUAGUUUGGUUGGUCUUGCCAGCGCCGAGCGUAUCAGUGUCUACUCAUCCUCCGGCACCGCGCCCAUUGCCGCCACCGGCGAGCGGAGCAGCUUCUACACAGCGAAGCAGGCCCCAACAACAGGCGACGGAGCAAGUAUCCGCAGUGGCGCGCCUUCGCACAGCCGGAAUGAUAGCACAGCAGCUAGCAUUACAGGCGUGGGCAGUCCCUUUGCAAUGGCUUCGGGCCGUGUGAGCCGACGCAGCUCCGGCUGGGGGGAAAUCACCGGCGACGAAGACGAAGAAGGCCGAGCCGAGCGAAUGGACGAGAAGUCCACGGUGAAACCUGAAGAUGGUUUAUACGAAGAGCCCAAAGAGGGUUAA
This is a messenger RNA of Penicillium cinerascens, 1290 nucleotides long. RefSeq lists its product as uncharacterized. Lineage: Eukaryota; Fungi; Ascomycota; Eurotiomycetes; Eurotiales; Aspergillaceae. The record is from RefSeq and is a predicted model, not a curated record. Bases 1 to 1290 code for a protein of 429 amino acids. The transcript is spliced from 2 exons.